GGGAACACCAUCACCAUCAUCGCCAUCCGGACCACGCCCAGCAUCCAGACUACACCGGACAUGUACCUGGCGUCCUUGGCCUUUGCUGACCUCCUGGUCGGGGUCACGGCUGUCUUAAAGUUGUACACCUACAUCAGGAAGAUGUCCAAAAUAGAAGCACUUUCAACGUCAAAUCCUGGAAGUGCUUAUACUGGUACACGGAGGACGAAAUAAACACCGUGGUUAUUGAGGUCAAGUUCAUAUUUAUAGGCAUACAUAUUUUUUUUAGAUAUUUUUAACAGAAAUUUGUCUAAGAAAUUUGUAUAAUUUUAUAUUAUGGUAUAAUUUGGAGUUUCAUUGGAAUGCUGUAUACAGUGGCGUAGCAAGGAUUUUCGGGCCCAUGUGCCAAACUUAUUAGUGGGACACUUUGUUAGUCUUUAGGCUACAACGGAGUUAAAACAUGGACAUCAAAAAAUAUGACUGCUACUUACAAGGUAGGGGUUUUAAUAAUUACACCUCAUUUCAUAAUAUCAAUAUUAUGAACAAAUAAUGUUAUUAAACCCUCAUAGACAUUUAAAUCUCCUUCCCUGACCACGACGCCGGUGCUAUAUUUCUCGGGACAUUAAUUGCUGGGUUGCGGGUUUGUCCACACUGCUACUUAGACGUCCCAGGACGUGCUGUAUGAAAGUCUUGAGUGUACGUUAAUCACCCAUCGUAAUCCUGACAUUGAACACCUAUCGGCGACCGGAGUAACUGCGCAGCCCUCCAAGACGAAGCGUCAUUAGUCAUCACACAAAAAUACACAUGCUUGGCUGUGCUCUCGUUUGCUUCAACGUCUGUCAUGGCCUCGACCUUGAACUUAGCCCUACUGGCACUAGACAGAUGCCUAUCGAUCUCCUAUCCCUUCCACUACAAAAAUCGUGACGUCAGACGACGUACAGCGUUUAUCAUCAUUGGAGUCUGGGCGUGCUCGCUCGUGUACGGACUUCUGCCGAUGGCCUUCAACAGGUACUCACCUGACCAGAAAUGUCUGCUCAUGGUGCAGGCCGAAGUCUGGUACGUCCGUUACCUGACGACAGUUCUCAGUUUCUCUGGUAUUUCACUCAGUAUCGUCUGCUACUGCAUAAUUUGGUGGGUCUUCCACGAUAACUACAAUACUCUCAGAACUUCAGCACAUAAACAUAAUCGGACAUUUCCGUACAGACGCUAUCCCCACUUCAGCAGAAAACGGCAAAUAAUAUUUGGUUUAAAAAAUGUGAAUCGUCUUUUGAUAGAACGGAUGAUACCUUCGGAAAUUCUCAAGGAACAAAUAGUGGUCUCUGACUCUGGAAUAAACGUUGAUUCAGAUCUACCACUCACAAACUCGCAAGAUGCCCGGGUCAAGGACGAAAGGCGAGCUUCAAGACCCUGCUAUCACACGUCACUUCCGGCAAACUUGCAUCAACACGGACAGCCUAAAACUUGCAUGAGAACAUUUUGUCGAAGACACGAAUACUUCAAUUUAAGGCAGAAUUCGGGAGUGGAAGACGACAAGUACCUAUCGCCUAGAUGUGGUUUUGUUUUCAUUCACGCCCCAGAGGUUUCACAGAGUCUGCGGCCAGCUGUUAGAUCCGUCACUCACCCCGUGUUAAAUGCCAGCAACAAAAACACUCGGACCUCUUCAGAUCCUCGGCACUGUGGCAGUAGCUAUCGUCCAGUCAACAAUUGGGUUGCCUACAGCUGUACAAGCAAAUGUAAUGUCCUAGUAGAAAAUCCAAACCUUGCAAAUAGUUGUAACCUUUGUGACCUUUGCUCUUGGCCUCCAGUUGACUGCAAGCAAGGCCACAUACGUCUAGAACCUUGCAAUGUUUACCAUCGUCCACCGGGGUCUAAGUCACGUCUACACACCAGGAAGUCAUUAACAGAACCGUGCCUUGCCCGAACAUCAUGUAACAUACACUAUUUACCAACACACGGCAACGAAGAGCAUUCACCCGCUACACUCAAGGACAGAUACGAUCUAUGUCAUUUUAAAGAACAUUGUGUGCUGGGCUUGAGACAAUGGCGAAGCAUGCCCAUAAUUAGCACAAACAAAAACGAUAGCGACAGAUCGUGGCCUAUAAAUUACCAGCCAAAGAAAAUAAUAGCAUACAAUUACGUAUCAGGUAGCGCACCAAUCUAUUUUAAGCCAACUGAUCAGAUUCAGAUGGAAACGAAUUCUGAACUGAGCAUUCAGAACAGUAAAGAAACCGUUAGGCUGAAUUAUUCAAUGCCAUCUUUACAUUUUCACUUUCAACCGUUAGCUACGUUGUGUUCAGCAGAUGAGAUUGAUAGCAUCACAACAUUCCGUACCCAUAAACAAGCUUUAACGUGCAGACCUCUAACCAAAUCUAGAACUCUAGAGGAUUUUGGAGACAAGCUCUCACCAAUGAGAGCUGAAUGCAGAUUCUAUCAUUCCAAUAUAUAUGAACAGGCACUAAAUCCUAAAAACUUAGCGGACCACCUACAAAGACACUCUUCAAGACAUUCGUCUCUAAAGAUAUACUUACCCAACCAGCAACCAAAAAACAGUAAAUCUAUUAGCUCUGGUUCUCAGCGAUCUGUAGAUGAGAUCUCGCGAGAACCUCGGAACAGUCCUCCGAGAAUUUACACUGAGCCUUUCGUGUCUCGAAAACUUGUGGAGAAAAAUUUGUCCAAGUCUAGCACGCGUCUGCUAAAAACGAUAUUCCUGACCCAAGUUGUGUUCAUCGUCUGCAUGUUGCCAGGUUUUUUCCUCUGUCUCCUGUACGGCCUUGUCAACAUGCCAAAUUGGGUUAUCAACUGGGCGCCUUUCAUCGCCUUCCUCAACUCUGGCAUGAACGUUUUUAUUUACGCUGGCCACAACCGGAAGUACCGCACAGCCAUUUUUUCUGUGCUGCACUUCCGGUGUGCUGGGCAAAAACACAAUAACUCGCCUUAGUCUGUUUUGUGAAAAACAUAUUUGUUUAUGUGUACCUAAAAUCGAAAUAUUAUGUUCCAUUUUAAAAGUAACAAUAAUAUGUCUUGAAGGGGCCGUCCAUACAUAAUGUCAUACUUUCGGGAUAUAUAGGCCUACAUAGCCUAUUUGUGGGUGUCUGUCAAAAGGAAUAGGAAAGUAGGUGAUUUUGAUUUUAAUUUGCUUCCACGAGUAGGGGAUGAAGGGUGGGGAGUAAGAAAGUAUGAAGUCACGUAUUGCCAUUAUACAAAGUAAUUUUCCUAUCGGAUUUUAACUUUUGCAUGUUUCUAAAAUUGUUUUAUAAUUGUUAAUUAAAAGAAUGCUAAUUAUUGUACCUUACUAUUGAGCGAGGUCAGUUAAUAUAGUAGAGAGUAAUGGAUGUGACGUUAUUGCAUAGAGAUAUAGGAUUUUGAUGACUAAUCAGUACUGCGGUAGGGGUUUAAAUGUGUGACGACAUAUAUGGAUGGUCCUAAUUUGUGUAAUUAUUAAAUUUUAUACCUGCCAACUUUACAUUUACGCCUUGACCAGACCUGUAAUAAAAAAUUGCAUGCUUGAAUCCUAAAAUUACACUUUUGCCUUAAACAUAGAUAGCAGUUAGUAUUCACUGAUGUUGACUGAUUGCUCAAACAUUUUCCAUGA
Molecule: messenger RNA, 3571 nt
Organism: Physella acuta
Lineage: Eukaryota; Metazoa; Mollusca; Gastropoda; Physidae
Biological process (GO): G protein-coupled receptor signaling pathway
Cellular component (GO): plasma membrane
Molecular function (GO): G protein-coupled receptor activity
Source: RefSeq, a predicted model, not a curated record